This is a messenger RNA of Astrephomene gubernaculifera, 2814 nucleotides long. The record is from the annotation of a GenBank genome assembly. NCBI's taxonomy places the organism in Eukaryota, Viridiplantae, Chlorophyta, Chlorophyceae, Chlamydomonadales, Astrephomenaceae.
AGCUGGCUUCUGACCGAUUACUUUGGGACAAUGCUUUGGGCCGUAAAAUGUAAUAAGUCCUUUCGAGACGGAAUAGGUCAUACCUCAAUUAUCUUGUUAAGGUUGGCAUAGACCAUUGCUACAAAUUAGUUGCGUAAGAUGUCGUCAAUCUUUUCUCUCCCACAUCCAGCGCUCUCUAGACCCCGACCAGUGACGAUACCUCCGUGCGUCACACCAACAUGUCAUGACAUAGGCCAGGGAAGUGGCACAGGCGUAUCGCUUUUCCUCCGUCUUCACAAGCGGUGCACUGCGGCAGAUCAACCGUUUGGAUGGAGCACAUCUCUUGCUGGAAGUGUCGAAUCCUUGGUGGAUACACGAGCGCCUGGAGACCUUCAAGGGGCAAACGUCGUGGCGGGCAAUACGCUCUUGGGCACCAGCGCAACUCCACAUUGGGCAGCUUCUAGGCCAUUUGACGGGACAUGUUCGCAAAGCCCCUACAGUGACUCCGCCAUGCCAUUGUCUGGCGUCGGAAAGCCGCAAAGCAGUGAUACGCUCAGCUGCUAUGCGCCGAACGCUGGAAGCACAGCUCGCCUAGGCCCGCUUAACGUGGCUUCGCUUGAAUCAAAUCACGGCGGCCAAGGCGGCCAUAGCGCAUCAGGCCAUCCGCCACCAACGUUGCCAUCACCUUCUCCACCAACACCCGCAGAGGCGGUUCCAGCUGACGUGGACGAGCGCUGCAUGCAUCCCCACCCUGGGAGCGUUUGCUGUACGACAACGACCGUUGAAAAGGACUGUACGAGCAAUGCUUGUGUGGUAACGCUGAAGGCCACUGUGAGGCUCACCGACUCCCGCCUCCACGCCGCUCCCUCCGAGCUGGAGGAGCUCGCUUGGCUGGCGGCGCGCGAUGCCGCCGCCGGCGCCGUACAGUCGCUCAACCGCCGCAGCGGCAGCGGACCCAUGGGUCGCGAGGAGCGACAUGGGUUCGUGUGCCACAUGCUGCGGCAUGGGACCAUCCGGGAUGCGAGGCGCAUGGAGAACGCCUUCGGCCACGUGAGCUACCUGCUGACCCUGGAGGACAAGCCCUCGGGCGCAAGGCUGCGCGCCGCCUUCAAGCCGCGAGUGGAGGGCGACUGCGAGGGCUGGCACCGGGUGCCCGUGGAGGCGGCCGCCUACCAGCUGAACCUGCUGCUGGGAAUGGACCUUGUGCCGCCCGCGGUGGUGCGGCCGGCAUGCGAUGUGGACUGGACACACUACCCGGCAGGCGGCGCCUUCAUCUACUGGUGCGGGGGCGCCCGGCAGCUGAGCGAGGUGCCCCCCGCGGCCUGGAGUGUGCCGCCGUCCGUACUGCUGAGCGACACUCGCAUCCUGGACGUGCUGCUUCAGAACAGCGACCGCCACUGCGGCCACUUCCUGCACGCGGAGCACUGGGCGGACGGGGACUACUACAUGAGCGCGACCCCACCUGCGACCCCACCCGCACCUCCUCCGCACCAACACCCACACCACGACAGGCACGCCCCGCAGCACCCUCAGCAGCAGCGGGGUGGUGCCAUGUCUAACGGGGGCGGGGCAGCAGCUGGCUCCGCCGGAGCAGCCACAUGCAGCGGAGGAGCAGCAGGAGGGGUACAAGGAGGAGGAGGAGCAGGAGCAGGAAUAAACCCCAGAGGUGGUUCAGGCGCCUGGCGCGGGCGGCUGAGUCCUGUGCUGGUGGACCAUGCAGCGGGGUUCAGGCCGGGCGCCUUCGUGAGUUUGGAGCACGAGAACGCAUUCCUUACGGGCCCCACCCGCCAGAUCUCCGCACGCACCUACCUGCGCCUUCGCUUCCUGGACGCCCCCUCGCUGCGAGCCGCGCUGGGGGACACGGUGAGCGAGGAGGAGGUGGGCGCGCUGCUUGCUCGCAGGGACGCCAUCCUGGCCUUUUUUGACGGGUUGGUGGCGGAGAAGGGGUACGAAAACGUGGUGCUGGAGGCGUGAGGGAGGUAGUGAGGGGGGAGGCACGCAGUGCACCGGUGUAUAACCUAAACCUGUGUGUUAACAAAACUGACAUGUUUGUUUGUGGGUUUGCUUGUCGGUUUGUUUGUGGGUUUGUUUGUUUGUUUUGUUUCUUUGUAUGAAAGCAACUGAUCCGUAGAACGGACACUUGACGUUAUGUACGGCAGUCAUGCAUGCGUUAAAAAACUGGCCGCAAGUCAUGCAUGUGUGCAUGUGUGUGUGUGUUGGAAGGCCGGGUGAGUGCGAUGGGGAGGAGGCGCAGGGUGGUUCGUGUUUUGUACGAUUAAGCUCUUGUACCGUACUGUUAAGGCUGUAUGUACCUUAGGUCUUUGCUAGGAAGUAAAGCAUGCUUGGCAUGAGAGCAGCUGCCCUAUCCACAAUAAUGGGAUGGCGGUUUUGAGUUCGUAAAUAGUAAUAUUGAGGAGCCAGUGAGCCAAGAUGGUUGCUUUGCUCAGUAGCAGGAGCAAACAUGCAUGUGCCGAACUAGAAACAGCUUGCUUGUCAGACGGUGGGUGCUGGCCAGUCGAGCCGCCGGGAUAUUUGUACUGAGUUUCGGUUGCAUUUGAAACGGGUAGGCUUGUUAGGCCUGCUAGGGCUGCCGACACAGCCGCAUUGGGUUGCGUGUUGGUGUGCAGAGUGUGGCCUGCUGCCGUGAUGCGGCUGCAAACCGCUGCAGGUCGGGGUUUGUGUAGGAAAAGGCGCUGUCCUUCCUCCUCCCAAGUGGUGGCUACCUAGUCGUUGAACAGGAGUUCUGGGGCGGUGCUCUAUGUUUUUUUCGGUAAAUAUGUACGUUUUGGUCAGGACAACUCAGUUUGGCGAUUUUUACAUAGCAGUGACUGUGGC